Messenger RNA from Hyaloscypha bicolor E, 2067 nucleotides. RefSeq lists its product as uncharacterized. Gene Ontology annotation, molecular function: RNA polymerase II transcription regulatory region sequence-specific DNA binding; zinc ion binding; DNA-binding transcription factor activity, RNA polymerase II-specific. The record is from RefSeq and is a predicted model, not a curated record. The coding region runs from base 1 to 2067 and encodes 688 amino acids. NCBI's taxonomy places the organism in Eukaryota, Fungi, Ascomycota, Leotiomycetes, Helotiales, Hyaloscyphaceae. Gene Ontology annotation, cellular component: nucleus. The transcript has 3 exons. Gene Ontology annotation, biological process: regulation of DNA-templated transcription; cellular response to starvation.
AUGUCGGGAGAUAGUGAAAUUGAUGAUCCUGACGUUUCAGAUGGCGGGUCGGAGAAUGAGUAUAGUGAGCAUGAGCAAGAGCUUGAUGUAGGCAAGGAGGAAGACGAUAUGGCCGAACAGAAGUUCGGACCCGGUGGUGAGGAGAAUGGAAAGGAUGGAACGGCGGCUACAAAGCCAAAGCUCGACCCGAAGGAUCCAUUGAGGCCAAGGAGGAAGAAGGCUAGGAGAGCCUGCUUUGCAUGCCAAAGAGCCCAUUUGACCUGUGGCGAUGAGCGUCCUUGCCAACGUUGUAUAAAGAGAGGUCUUGCGGAUGCUUGUCAAGACGGAGUUCGGAAGAAGGCAAAAUACCUUCAUGAUGCCCCUCCAGAAGCUCUGCGACCAGUUUUAGGACCAAACUACAACCAAGUCAACAACGCGAGAAACAACGGCCCUCCAACGACGAGCACCUCUGCCUCUGAUACCUCUCCAAUUGGUGGCUUUUUCACGCAACCAGAUAUCUCGCCAUCAUAUAACAUCUUCGCCGCUCCGCAACAACAAAUGCCUCCCCCGAUGCAGGCAAGACUUUCUUACGGAAGCCAACAAUCACCUCUAUCUCCCACCUUCCAGAACCAGUUGAACCGCCAAUCGAUGUCGGGACUUUCUCAUGUAUCGAAUGAUCCCCAGCCUUUUGGCAGCGCGUUAUUCGACCCGAGCAACCCCGCAUUGUUUAACUUUGAUUUGGAAGGCUUGAAUUUUGGAAAUCAUUACGGUGCAUUGGAGUUUGGCAUGUUGAACCAUAUGUCCUCUGGGGCUGCUGAGACACCAUCGAAGGAAUCAAUCUCUUCAGUUGGGAUGGGCGAUAUUCAUUACAACAACGGACAACAAGUUUACAAUGUGGGCCAAUUCGGACAAGUGUAUCCUCAGGAUAUGCUUCCCGAUUUUGCAGGGCAGAACCAGAUGUUUAAUGUUCAUCAAGGCCUACCCCAUGCAUACGCCAUUGCUACAGGACCAACGAGUCAUCAAAGUCCGAGCACAGAUGCGAGUCCAGGAGCAAGUGGUUUGGGAUUUGACAGCUCGCCAACCACUACAAAUUAUACAUCUGCUACUACGCCACAUCAAUCAACUGCCGCCCAACGACCAGCAAAGCGACAAGAUACAAAGGCUCCGUCGGGUAAAUUUGGACCAGCUUCCGUUCUUGGCAAACGCUCUCGCGAUCCUUCAUCCAUCUAUGAUACGGUCCACGAGCCUUACCCCUAUACAACUGGCUUCCAUAGCUUAACUGCAUUCCUUCAGCGACGCUUCUCUGCCAGCAAAACUCUCCGCAUCGCCAAAGCCCUGGCUUCUAUCCGACCCUCCUUCAUCUCCUGCACCAAGACCCUCGGUAGACAAGACUUAAUCUUCAUGGAAAAGUGCUUCCAAAGAACCCUCUUCGAAUACGAGCACUUCAUGAUCGACUGUGCCACACCGACCAUUGUCUGCCGCCGAACAGGCGAGAUCGCCGCCUCCAACCGAGAGUUCACCCUGCUCACAGGCUGGAAGAACAACGUCCUUCUAGGCAAAGACCCGAAUCUCAACAUCAACACCGGCAGAAGCAACUCUGAAGGAGGUAGUUCCGGACCCGCAAGUCUGGGCAAUUCGGGGCGAGCAGGCCUCAGCACUCCUCGGAUGCGCUCAUUAAGUUUCGCAGACACUCAAGCCAAAGAAGGCAGGCUACAGCCUGCGUUUUUGGCAGAGCUACUGGACGACGAUAGCGUCAUCGAAUUCUACGAAGACUUUGCGCGUUUAGCAUUCGGCGACAGUCGCGGCAGCGUUAACAAAAAAUGCCGCCUCUUGAAAUACCAAUCCAAAGAAGAGCUCGAGAAUUCGAAAUCACCCGAGCAGAAAGACGGUACGCUGAAGACGCGGAAGCCCGAGCCGGCUGGUGGGAUUGGAGGUAUGGGGAAUAGAGUGAGAGAAAUUGAUGGCGAGCAUGGGAUUAAGAAUCGCACGAAGGAUGGGAAGAUUGAUUGUAGUUAUUGCUGGACGGUGAAGAGGGAUGUCUUUGAUAUCCCGAUGUUGAUUGUUAUGAACUUCCUUCCCUGCAUCUAA